UCGUUGUGUGCGUUUUAUCUAUCGUUUACUCUCCAUCACACUGCAGCGUUUUAAGUUCUGAGCCAUUUCCUUUCGUCCUUCGUUAUAUUAUCUACGAAGCGUAAACUCAUAAUCGGACUCCCACAUCGGGAUUAACCGUUCACGAUGGGUUACACGUCUACCCUCCUCCUGGGUCUUCUCUCCCUAGGCAGCGUCGCCAGCGCCAUCCCAGCCCCCUCAGUCAAAGCCUCUACAGACGCAAGCUGUGGCGGCUCCACAGGCUACACGUGUGCCGGAUCAACAUUCGGAUCCUGCUGCAGCGCAUAUGGCUGGUGUGGCUCGACCGACGCGUACUGCGGACCCGGCUGCCAAUCUGGUUUCGGGAAAUGCGGUUCAGAUCCUUCCACACCCUCUUCCACCUCAACUGCGCCGAUUUCCAGCACAUCUGCAACAACCGCGUCAUCGACGCCUUCGUCUAGCAGCCCUGCUAGUCUCAGCGAUUGUCUUAAUGAUAAGAAUGUCCCGAUCAGUCUCGCAUCCUCGCCAAACUUCCAGCAGCUCUCUGCGCCAUACAACCAGCGCCUUCCGUACACUCCAGCUGUCAUCGUUAUCCCAACAACCCAGCAGCAUAUCCAGGAUGCCGUUGUCUGUGCAGGCAAGAGCAAUGUCAAAGUCCAAGCAAAGUCGGGGGGUCACAGCUACGCAUCCUUCUCGUCUGGUGGCAAAGACGGAUCCAUGGUUAUUGAUCUUGAGAACUUUCACGAUAUCGAGCUCGACACCACCACCGGCACCGUCACGGUAGGGGCUGGUGUCCGUCUCGGGAACCUUGCACAGGGUAUUUGGGACCAAGGCAAACGUGCUCUCCCCCACGGCACGUGCCCAGGUGUUGGUAUCGGCGGCCACUCCACCCACGGUGGCUACGGCUACGACAGCCGUCUCUGGGGCCUAGCUAUGGAUACUAUCAUCGCCCUCGACGUCGUGCUCGCUGACGGCUCUGUGGCCCACGCCACCUCCACCGAGCAUUCCGAUAUAUUUUGGGCGAUGCGCGGUGCUGGUGACUCAUUCGGUGUAGUUGUAACCUUCUACAUGCAAACUCAACCCGCCCCGGAAGCAGUCACCUUCUUCCAGUACAGCUUCUCUGUCUUCGGAUCGCAGGAAACCUUCACAGACACCUUCCUUCACCUCCAGGACUUCGCCACCAACUCCUCCGUCAUCGACGCCCGUAUUGGGUUCGGUGUCUACCUCGACGGUUCUGGCUUCAGCCUAACGGGCACCUUCAUCGGUUCCAUCGACGAGUAUAACGAUAAGAUCGCGCCCGAGCUUCUUCGUAGCCUGCCCACGCCAUCGAGUCCAACAGUUCAGUCCAUGGACUGGAUCUCCUCACUCGUCAAACUCUCCAACGAGCCAUCCCUCUCCGUUCCCUUAACCGGCUACUCCGCUCACGACAACUUCUUCGCCAAAAGCAUCACCGUGCCCGAGUCCACUGGUCUGACUGUGGAUGCGCUCAACAGCUACUACACCUACAUCCACAGCACCUCCGCGCCCGCCUCCUGGUUCAGCAUCAUAAACCUCUACGGCGGUCCCGAGUCCGCGAUCAACAGCAAAGACACUAGUUUCGCUGCGUACAGCGAUCGCAACAGCCUGUGGGUGUUCCAGCAUUACGGCGAAACCGAGGCGAGCGUGCCAUAUAUCCAAGGCUUGAACGAUGCGGUGACAAACGCGCAGCCGCAGACAAAGUUCGGUGCGUAUCUGAACUAUGUGGAUCCGAGUUUGAGCGCGGCGGAUGCGCAUACGUUGUACUACGGGGAUGAGGUGUAUGGACGGUUGGCGGCGUUGAAGAAGACAGCGGAUCCCAAUGCGGUAUUUUGGAAUCCGCAGGCUAUUGGUGCGUAGAUGAUUGAAGUGCAAAUAAUAAUGUAAGAAAGGGGUGUGAGAUGAGGAGUUUGGUACGAUUUGGGACGGAUUUAUUUGUAUUUUAGCAAGCGGCAUAGCAUAGCAUAGCAUAGCGGUCCGGCGUUUUUGCUGCAUCUUCCAAGGUUGGGAUAAUAUAUAAUGGUAGUUACUAUUUAUUAGUAUUAGAGAGUAGU
Mytilinidion resinicola is the source of this 2066-nucleotide messenger RNA. RefSeq names its product FAD-binding domain-containing protein. The record is from RefSeq and is a predicted model, not a curated record. Gene Ontology annotation, molecular function: oxidoreductase activity; FAD binding; chitin binding. Lineage: Eukaryota; Fungi; Ascomycota; Dothideomycetes; Mytilinidiales; Mytilinidiaceae. The coding region runs from base 145 to 1872 and encodes 575 amino acids. The transcript has a single exon.